This is a messenger RNA of Myxocyprinus asiaticus (Chinese sucker), 3325 nucleotides long. RefSeq lists its product as uncharacterized. Lineage: Eukaryota; Metazoa; Chordata; Actinopteri; Cypriniformes; Catostomidae. Bases 145 to 2169 code for a protein of 674 amino acids. The record is from RefSeq and is a predicted model, not a curated record. The transcript has 12 exons. Gene Ontology annotation, molecular function: oxidoreductase activity, acting on paired donors, with incorporation or reduction of molecular oxygen, reduced ascorbate as one donor, and incorporation of one atom of oxygen.
AUCCAAAUAAGGAAGACCUUGAAUAAAAGUGAAACAAUGAAGCGAAGCGAUACAACAGUUCCGGUUCGGUUAUUUUUACAGAUAGACUGAUACUUCACUUGUGUGUUUAUGAAUUUGUGAAAUCUCCAUAUUCACUAGAAAAUCAUGUCGUAUUGUCGAUUACUUCUACUUUAUUUUCUGUUAUAUUUAAGUGCUCCGUUUCGUGUAAAUGCAACGUCUAGUCAUAGCAAUGCGAUAUCAUCGAAUAAUUUGGGACAUUUGGAGCAUAUCGACUCUGUUGGGUCGAGCACAGGUAACAAUGGAUCCAAAGGAAAGUUCACUGAAGGUUUGGGGUUUGAACCGGGUGAUCCUGCGCCUGCAUUUCAAGUGCAAACUCUGUCCGGAGUGUUCGUUUAUCCUGAGAAAGUGUCGAGAUCCGCUCUUAUCAUUCAUGCAUUUACGAAUAAAUCCGCUUUUCUGGAGUGUCUGUGGACGUGGAACGAGUCUCUGUCUGAUCUGCUGGAGUAUCUGCCGUCCAGCGCUCAGGUUCUGUUCCUCUCACUGGAUGACACUGCAGCACAGGACGCGCUCUGGAUGAGGGAGCAAGUGUACAGAGCAACAGCGCACAGGAGCAAAGAGAUCUUGUCCAGAUUGCAUUUCUCCCCGACACCUGUGUACGCGCUUGGUAACUGGAUACCCCGAGUUCUGUACUCAUGGGGAUGUGGAGGACACAACUGCGGCCUUGCUCAGGUGCUUUUCACCUCACCAGAAUGGAUCAUACCAGUGAUCACCAAGCGUCUGAAUGCCAGAUAUGACUGGUUGAAUGGACGCUGGGGUGCAGAUCCAUACAAACUGUUGGAUGCAGGUAACGGCUGUGAACCAGUCACCUCUGUCAAAGGAGCUGUUGCCUGGAUAUCUGAAGGUGGCUGUUCUUUCUUUACUAAGAUUAAAAACAUGGCUGAAUCCAACGCUACCGGGGUUCUGGUGUACGCCUUGCCUGGGAGUCCCAUACAGGACAUGAACUGCUUAGGGGACGAAUGUACCACUUCACUGAACAUACCUGCGUCUAUGGUCCAUAUAGAACCCACUGUCAUACAAGCUCUACGAAAGGGGCAGGUGGUGAAUGUGACAUUCCAGCUCACACCUUCUCCAAACUUCUUCUUUGCAAUCAACCAGCAGGGGGCGCUGGCUGAGAUGGGUUGGUGUCUCUAUCCAACCUUCAGAUUCAUGGCCUGGCAAGCUCAGUGGUUUAUAUUCAAUGAGGGUUUGCAGGAGCAGUUGAGACGGCCUGCCAGUGUAGUUCCAGUGUUUGAUCGUCAUCUGAUGCACGGCGAGGAGGGAGCUCAGGCAGUGGUGGAUCUUCCUAGAGACAUGUUGGAUUAUGAUGUUCUGGAGUUGGACGCGUCCCUGUCCUGUCCAGGCCGCAGGGAUGAGACAUGUGCUCAUUGGGAUCACACCGUACAGCUCUUUGUAUGCUGCGAUCGUGUCAGCCCAUACUGUAACCUGGAGCUCGGCCGCUGGAUCACGGCCUUCCGCAGAGGUACAGGUCAUUGGCUGACGGAUGUGUCCCCUUUGAUUCCUCUGCUUAAUAACGCGAGGUGUAACUUCACCAUGAAGACCGUGCCGUGGGCGAUGCCCUGGAUGACGUCUCUCAAUCUACGCUUCAGUCACAGCAACCAAACAGGAAACUACUCAGACAGACUGUACCCUUUCAUGGUAACCUCACUCUUCAAUGGGGGGACAUUUGACAAGGACUAUAACAGCAGAUAUCAGGAGAUUAAGUUUAAUCUUCCAGCUUCAACUAAAAAGGUGGAGUUAUAUGCCGUUAUCACAGCCCAUGGUUCUGACGAGAACUUCUGCGGUGAAUUCUGUGUGACAUCACAUCACUUCCUGAUCAACAGAGUCGUCAAUAACACACUUAUAUUUGAGUCAGCUGGAUCCGCGCUGGGCUGUGCCACACGGGUUCCUGAAGGGGCAGUGCCAAAUGAACAUGGCACCUGGUUAUAUGGCCGAGGAGGCUGGUGUGAUGGACUGCAGGUUGAGCCGUGGAGGACUGACAUCACCUCCCAGCUGGACAUGAGUGGAACUAAUUCUGUCCUUUACUUUGGACUCUAUGAGGGACGCAAUCCAAAUCCAAAGACUGACCCAGGGUACAUUAUUAUGUACUCCUAUCUUGUGUUUUAUAAAUGAUUUUACAAAUGGAAAAUAAAAAAGUAGUAUUUUUAAUUCUUAAAGGAAUAGUUCACCCAAAAAUGAACAUUUGCUGAUAAUUUACUCACCCUCAGGCCAUCCAAGAUGUAUCUGAGUUUCUUUCUUCAUCAAAACAGAAUUUAAGAAUUUUAGAUGAGAGGGAUGACGUAAGCUCGUUGGUAAGGUCACGCGUCACGUGGAGGAGGAGUCAGGAAGCGCGUCAUUGUUUACAUUGUUUUUUUUUAUUAUUAUUAUUUGGAAAUUUUAUUUGAUAUUGUUUUAAAAUUGUUUUGGACUGUUUUGGUUUGUGAACGGCGCUUGGUCUGUGCUCUAUGCAAGUUUCUAUUGUAAAUAAUGACGCGCUUCCUGACUCCUCCUCCACGUGACACGUGACCUUACCAACAAGCUUACGUCAUCCCUCUCAUGAGCGCACGUCACAGAGAUGUACGGAAGCGAACAUUUGUAGUUAAAAAGUAUGUAAGUAUUGUUUUGUUUCUCAAAAUAAUCAAUCGUUUGCACUCAGAAGAACUUUAUUUGUCGAUUGGAGCCAUGUGGAUUAUUUUGAUGCACCCUAAAUAUGCAUUUUGGACUGUCAAUAAAUGGAGUACAUUCACUUGCAUUGUUUAAAGGAGGAGGCCUGAAAUGAAAUCCUAAAAGUCUUAAAUUCUGUUUUGAUGAAGAAAGAAACUGAGAUACAUCUUGGAUGGCCUGAGGGUGAGUAAAUUAUCAGCAAAUUUUCAUUUUUGGGUGAACUAUUCCUUUAAUUACAUCUUUGACAGCAUCAAUCAUUCAUUUUCUUACAUUCAGAAUCACUUUAGUUUCAGUGGUUUGAUUUAUUUUAGUAUUGCAUCUGUUGUUGUUUUUUAUUAAAAGGUGAAGUAAUAAAAUUCAAUAAAUGUAAUAAAAAUGUUCCCUUCCCACGGCCAUUGAAAACUUGGAAAUAUCAGGGAAUUUUCAAACUGUGACUUAUUAUCAGAUUUUAAAUAUUUAAUUAGCUAAAAAUGAUUCUUUGUAAGUGCAGCUGCUAAUUAUCACAACUAUUUGUGAUAUUUAUCAUUUAUGCAUUUAUCACGAAUGACUCGAAAAUGUAUCAGCCAAAUGGUGUGGGAACCCUAAAAAAUGUCAAAUAAACAGUUUAUUACUGAGAUUAGCAAAA